GGUGGGUCUUUCACUAUGGUAACUCCAGAGGAUGCUGGGCGCUGAGUGGGCUGGAAAGGGGACGCUGACAGGUAACAUGGAGGAACCGGAGAGCCCGAGAGGAAGCCGCCUGCCGUGGGAGUGCUUCUCGGCAUGGCUGGACGGUGUGUGCGUUGUUACGUUCGACCUGGAGCUGGGCCAGGCCAUGGAGCUGGUGUACCCCCACAACAUCCAGAUAACAGAAAAAGAGAAAACCAGCAUCUGCUACCUGUCCUUCCCAGACUCCUAUUCAGGUUGUCUGGGUGACACACAGUUCACAUUUCGUAUGCGCCGCUCAGCAAGACAUAGAAAUUCCCUAUAUGAUGAUGAGAAAUAUAAUCGGGAAGCUCCUGUUACUCUGCAGAGGGAUUCUGCCCAUUACUUUGGGUACGUAUAUUUCCGACAAGUGAGAGACAGUUCUGUGAAGAGAGGAUACUUUCAGAAGUCUCUAGUUCUUCUCUCCAGUUUACCUUACACCAACUUGUUUCACACACUGCUGCAACUCAUAGCACCCGAAUAUUUUAACAAACUGGAGCCCUGUCUUGAAGCUGUUUGUAAUCAGAUCGAUCGAUGGCCAUUUCCUGAGCCAGGACUUUCCCUGUCAUUGCCUAUAAUGGGACUUGUAUUACAGGUCAAAAUUCCCAACCAAACUGAUCUGAUGGAAACUAAUGUUAUUACUGAGCACCCCAAGGACCGACUUGACCCCCCAUGCCAUAUCUCCAGCAUCCAUGAGUUGGAUCUCUUCAGGUCCCUGCAGUCAGUUCUGAUGAACCUCCAGUUGCUGUGGGAGCUGGUUUUGCUAGGAGAGCCACUAGUUAUUAUGGCGCCUUCACCCACCAUUUCAUCUGAAGUUGUACUAGCAUUGACUGGAUGCAUUUCGCCUUUAAAGUUUUGCUCAGAUUUUCGCCCAUAUUUCACUAUUCAUGACAGUGAAUUCAAAGAAUACACAACCAAAACACAAGCCCCUCCUAGUUUGUUACUUGGAGUAACCAACCCUUUCUUUAUCAAGACUUUGCAGCACUGGCCUCACAUCCUUCGUGUUGGAGAACCUCGAGUGUCUGGUGAUUUGCCGAAACAAGUGAAGUUAAAGAAGAUUACAAAGUUGAAGACACUGGACACGAAAAUGGGGAUGUACACCUCCUAUAAGCCAUUUCUUCACAAAGACAAAGCCCUUAUUAAACAAUUAUUAAAGGGUCUCCAGAAGAAACUCCCUUCUUCCGCACUCAGCUUAAUGCUUCGGAAACACUUGUUUGAUUUAACCCAAAGUUUUAUUCUUCCACUGGAACGUUAUAUGGGUAGCCUAAUGCCACAUCACAGCGCUAUCACUCCCUGGAAGAAUCCCCCUCAGGUUCGGCCAUUUCAGCAGGAAGAGCUAAUGAAGAUGCUAGAGCAUACAGGUCCACAGUAUAGCUCUGCAAUAAAGGGGGACUGGAUUGGACUUUACAGGCGUUUCUUAAAGUCUCCCCAUUUUGAUGGAUGGUAUCGACACAAACAGAAAGAGAUGAGAGAAAGACUUGAAACUGCGCAUCUUAAAGUCAUCUGUGAAGCAAAUAUAACAGCAUGGAUAAAGAACAAAUCAGAAGUGGAGAUUGUGGAUCUGGUACUGAAACUCAGAGACAAACUGGUUCGGGCACACAGACAACAUCUUCCGGUCAGCCCUGUUUCACUGAACAGAUUGAAGCUUCAUAUUGAUGAAGUUAUUGGCUCCCUUCCUGAAGACCUGCAGAGCAUUUUGCAUCCUCGCUGAAGAAUACCACAGCAUCCCUUAAUAUGCCAGUCAUCGGUGUACACCAUAUAGCGUCACUGUACAUCUUUGUGCUCUUUUACUAUUCAGAGACAACUAUAGGUUAUCCUACAACUCUACAGAAAGCUUAUUAUGUCUUAUAUUCUAUCUCGGACGAGAGGAGGGUGACAUAAUACAGUAUAGCACAGAACAUAUUGCUAAAGAAUUAUGUGGGAUUUUCACUGAAAUGACAAGCACAACAAAACUGAUCUGUGUGAACAUCUGAUGAUUCUCCACAUUUUUUUAAAUAUUAAAUGGUUUGUCUGGGUUUAGAAAAAGAUGACUGCUUUCUUCCAAUAACAGAGCCAUACCUGUCUCUGAGUGGAAUUGAGCUCCAUUGGAGAGAAUGGGGCACAGCCGCAAUAUCACACAUGACCGUUGGACUGGUGUGGUUCUGUUUUUGGAAAACAGCAGUUUUACAACCCCUUUAAGACCACAACUUGAUCAUGAAUGUCAGUGCCUCUGAGUGAUUUCAAAUUUUUGUGACUCAAAGUGACCGUGUCCCAUUAAUACUGAUCAAAGAAGCAGCGUAAGAUAGUAUACAAUGCAUAUCUGUCCUAUGACCUGAAUCCUACAAUCAGGACCACUCUGAUAUCACCCCACUAAAAUUGAACUUCCCCCAAGAACACAACCUGUGAAAAUAUGGUAGAUGGAUGAAGUGGCUCUCUAGAACAUGCAAAGGGUGCAGUAUUCUUUAAUUUUGUAAUGCAUGUUCUGUAUAUGGGUGUGUUUACAUAUGCACGUUCCCGUAUACUGAGUAUUUGGGAUUUUUGUAUGCAGGACACCCAUACACUCGCUGCAUCGAUGUGUGUGUAAACAAACUUACUUUAGAGAGGAAACCUGAAGGACAGAUUCCCUUGCGGCAAAGAAUGUAUCAUUAGAAAAAUUACAUUUUAUUCAAAAGUUUUUGGUGAUUUUUGUUUUGAAUACAUACAAGUGUAUAACUAGCCCUAAAAAGACUUCUGAAAUAUUUCAGUUUUCACAGUGGACACCAGCGCACGCACAAUAGGCUGACAUUACCUGCCCUCUGCAGCUCACUUGUGAGCUUUAUCAUGUAAACUGGGCCAGAAUGAGCAGUCAUCUCAUUAUCAAUAGAAGGAGGAGCAUUUAUAGGGAUUUAUUUAACAGAGAGAACCCCACAGGUAGUUGCCGUGAGUCCUUCUCCAGGCAUCUCCAGCAAAAUGGUGGCAGUAAGAUUCCAAAAAUAAAAAUCUAGAAUAAAAUAAUAAACACAUCAUAUUUCAUAGAAGCAUCUGAGGCGCCAUAUGAUGCAAAUACCCAAUAAAAGCAUACAUCCGUUAAUGCAGUAAUUUAUUUAGUCUUUGUUUCUUCUAAUCAUGAAUCUAAAUUUUUCUCUGUUGUACCUCUGUACUCUCAUGGAGACAUGCGCUACCAGUUCUCUAUAGUUUGCUAUAUUUAUAAUUGUUCAUGGUUAUUAUGAAAAUCACAUUUUCACCUUUACUAAUCUGUAUCUCUUUAAGGUAAAUGCAUUUUCAGUGGAUUACAAUUACAUCUUUAGAUUUACUUAGUUGUCCAGAGUUUUAUGAAGAAAGAAGCCUUCACAAAAAGUCUCUUACAAUUGUAAUAUCCUGCUUUUAGUAGUACUUCUAUAUGCUCUGUAUACCCGUAUAUUCCAUUGUAUGCAUGCCUGGAA
Messenger RNA from Bufo gargarizans (Asiatic toad), 3455 nucleotides. RefSeq names its product DENN domain containing 6B (gene DENND6B). The coding region runs from base 32 to 1765 and encodes 577 amino acids. Gene Ontology annotation, molecular function: guanyl-nucleotide exchange factor activity. The record is from RefSeq and is a predicted model, not a curated record. NCBI's taxonomy places the organism in Eukaryota, Metazoa, Chordata, Amphibia, Anura, Bufonidae. Gene Ontology annotation, cellular component: recycling endosome. The transcript has 20 exons.